Messenger RNA from Cooperia oncophora, 1104 nucleotides. NCBI's taxonomy places the organism in Eukaryota, Metazoa, Nematoda, Chromadorea, Rhabditida, Trichostrongylidae. The record is from the annotation of a GenBank genome assembly.
AUGACCCUUGUCAUGGUCGGAUUUUUUCCAAUCUUCUUCGGUCCGCUCAUUGUAACUGCCAGGAUCAUGGGCAGAGUUACACCCAAGGAGCAGCAGUCAUACAUACGCGCUGGAUCUACUGCUGAAGAGGUGAUCAGCGGGAUACGAACGGUGGUGGCGUUCAACGGACAGGAGAAAGAGAUCAAGAGGUACUCCGGCUAUCUGGAAGAAGGCAUGCGACAUGGAAUGAUAAAGGCUUUCCUCACCUCAUUCGGAGUAGCGUUUAUCAUGGCUUCUCUCUUUGUCUCCAUGGGGGUUUCAUUUUGGUACGGUACAAAGUUAGUGAUUUCGGGAGCCAUCACGCCUGGAACGGUGUUCUCCGUUUUUUGGGCAGUAAUCGGUGGAGCUUUUGCUGUUUCACAGGCAGCUCCUCAGAUUGGUGUCCUCCUUUCCAGUAUGACUGCUGCUGCUCCAAUCUUCGCCAUCAUCGAUCGGAAACCACCUAUCGAUUCCCUGUCCAAAGAAGGAAAAGUACUUGAAGAUGUUAAAGGACGGAUUUCAAUUAAAGAUGUCCGCUUUAGCUAUCCAUCUCGUCCCGAGGUUGAAGUGCUGAAAGGAGUUACAAUUGACGUGGAAAGCGGGCAGCACAUUGCAUUUGUGGGCCAUAGCGGUUGUGGGAAGAGCACACUUGUUGGUUUACUGCUGCGCUUCUAUGAACAACAGUCAGGAAAGGUAUCCAUCGAUGACGUGCCUGUUUCUGAACUGAACAUCGAACAUUUGAGGAACAUUGUUGGAGUCGUAUCUCAAGAACCAGCACUGUUUGCUGACACUGUUGAGAACAAUAUCCGUCUGGGACGAGCGGAUAUUUCGCAGCAGGAAAUGGAAGAUUGCUGUAAAAUGGCGAAUGCCCACGAUUUCAUUGUGAACCUAAGCCAGGGCUACCGAACAAGGAUAGGUGAAGGUGGAGUUCAGCUUUCCGGUGGUCAAAAGCAGCGUGUUGCCAUUGCUCGAGCUCUUGUCAGAAAUCCACGAAUUCUGUUACUCGAUGAGGCGACGAGUGCUUUGGACGCUGAGAGCGAAAGCAUUGUUCAGCAAGCGCUUGAAAACGUAUGUCUGCAGCACUAA